AUGGCCAAUCAACCAGGAAGAAGAAACUCCAGCGGCGAACUACUUGCAGAGAUCGCGAGCUUAAGUCAAACACUCAGCCGACCCCCCACCACCGGCAAUCGUCGCCGCACCGCCUCCCUCGCCCUGCCGCGCUCUGCCGCCCCGACGUUGGCCGACUUCGCCUCUGAUGGGCCGCAGAUCACCGAUGGGGCUCCUCGAACCGACCGCUGGAGCCACUCCUUCCGCUUCAUGCCCCUUUCUUCCUGGCGCUCCCGUCCGAAACCUAAAGCAGACACGGAAAGUGAGGGGACCGAUGCUGAUGAAAACCCUAAUUUCACGGCCCGGCCUCCGGAUGGGGAGAAGAAAGGUAUAUGGGGUUGGAAGCCGAUGCGAGCCCUCUCGCACAUCGGUAUGCGGCAUAUUGGGUGUUUGUUCAGAGUUGAAGUAGUCGCAAUCCGCUCCCUCCCAACUUCUAUGAACGGCCUCCGCCUCUCGGUCACGGUCCGGAAGAAGGAGAAGGCCAAGGAGGGAGCUGUGCAAACAAUGCCCUCCCGAGUGAUGCAAGGAAUUGCCGACUAUGAUGAAACCUUAUUUAUUAGGUGCAAUCUCUACUACAGCGGAGGUCGCGGCACAGGAAAGCCACUCAAGUUUGAGGGUCGCCCUUUUGUUAUCUCUGUGGUGGCUGUCGAUGCCCCUGAGCUUGGUUUCGGAAAGAGAACCAUCGACUUGAGUGCGAUGAUUCUCGAGUCAGUGGAAAAGAGUUUGGAGGGGCAGCGGCUUCGGCAGUGGGAGAGGACUUUUGAGCUCUCUGGAAAGGCAAAGGGGGCUGAAUUAGUUCUCCGGUUAGGGUUUCAGAUCAUGGAGGACGGACACCUCGGUAUCUACAAUCAGGCUUAUGUUAUAAAGUCGAAGGAUCAUGGAAGGAGCUCCUCUUUCUCCAUUGCACGGAACCAAUCAAAGUCUACUUACAGUGCUCCGAGCCCAAGUAUCACGAGAUCAGAUUCACCUAUCACUGAUCCAGAGAGAAAGUUAAAAGGAGUUGAUUACUUCAAUCACAAUGAUCGUGGAAUUUCAUCCUUGAAUCCCUGGUCAAUUCAGAAGUCAGAGCAAGAGAGAGUAGUGGAGGAUUUUGAUAUCCCAGAAUUUGAAGUCAUUGAGAAAGGAAUCGAGAUUCAAGGACAAAGCAAAGUUGAAGAGGUACAGUCGGAGUCCACGGAAGGGACCUCGGCCUCAAAUGGAAACGUUAAAGAGAUUGUUCGUGACAGUGCUCAUUUGGUUAGGCUUAAAGAGCUUGACUCGAUAGCAAAAGAAAUUGAGGCUCUUGAGUCAAUGAUCAUUGGAAAUAAUGCAGAUCCUAUUAUAUCACUACAACGAUCCCAAGAGCAGCAAUUAGAUGCUAAAGAGGAGAGAAUGACAAGGGAGUACCUCCGAAUGCUUAAGAUGCAAGAUAAUAAGCAGCUGAAACAAGAGCUUCUCUCCCCAAAAUUAGCAGGAGAUGGUGAAAAAGAUGGUGAAGUGAAGGUUCUCCUUCCGGAUUUAGGGAAGGGUCUGGGCUCCGUCAUUUGUACGCGGGAUGGAGGCUUCUUAAUUUCAACGAAUCCAUUUAAUAUAGAAGUAGCAAGGAAAGAGAGUCCAAAACUGGCUAUGCAUAUCUCGAGACCAUUCGUCUUCAAGAAUCAGAAGCUAGUAAGUGGGUUCGAAGUAUUUCAGAGAUUAGCUGCCAUGGGAUCUGAAGAGCUGAGUUCUAAAUUGCUCUCAUUGGUUGAUAUGGACGAAUUGACGGGUAAAAGUGCAGAAAAGAUAGCAUUCGAGGGCAUUGCAUCGGCCAUCAUAAGUGGGAGGAACAAGGAAGUAGGAAGCUCGAGUGCAACUAGAACAAUCCUGAUUGCUAAACAGAUGGCUGCAGCGAUGAGCGAAGGUAGAAAGCAAAGGAUUUCCACGGGAAUUUGGAGUACAAAGAAGGACCCUAUGAUGAUAGAAGAAAUCUUGGGGUUCUCUCUGCAAAAGAUGGAGGCCAUGGCAGUGGAGGCUCUGAAGAUUCAGGCUGAGAUGGCCGAAGAAGAAGCCCCAUUUGAUGUUUCUCCACUUAUCUUGAAAGAUAAUCCAAAGUGCUUCUUGGAUUCCACCAUUUCACUUGAGGAGUGGGCCAAAAACUGCAGCAAAAACAGUGCAAUUACAAUGUCAGUAGUCAUUCAACUGCGAGACCCGUUAAGGAGUUACGAAGCUGUGGGGGGUCCCAUGAUUGCUGUGGUGCAGGCAAUGAAAGCAAAUAGUGAUGAAGAAGAUGGGUUUCAGUUUAAAGUGGAGAAUCUCCAUAUUGGGGGUCUGAAGGUGAAGGAAAGAGGGAAAAGGAAUGCUUUGGAUGGGGAGAAACAGAGGCUGACUGCUAUGCAAUGGUUGGUGGCCUAUAAUUUGGCGAAAGCAAAGAAAAAUAAGUUGGCGGAGGCAAAACCAAAACAAGAUUUUGUUUGGAGCAUGUCCUCACGAAUCAUGGCAGAUAUGUGGCUCAAGCCGAUGCGAAACCCUGACGUGAAAGUUUCUAGCAAGAGUAGAUGA
Ananas comosus (pineapple) is the source of this 2535-nucleotide messenger RNA. RefSeq names its product protein PLASTID MOVEMENT IMPAIRED 1-like. Bases 1 to 2535 code for a protein of 844 amino acids. NCBI's taxonomy places the organism in Eukaryota, Viridiplantae, Streptophyta, Magnoliopsida, Poales, Bromeliaceae. The transcript has a single exon. The record is from RefSeq and is a predicted model, not a curated record.